CUUUGAGAGAGUCCUUGAGGCCACUUGGAGGUUUAUCUGUGUCCUCUGGGUCCCUCUGAGUAGUGCUGACGGUUCCUGUAGUCUGCAAUUUUUCUGGAAAUCCGUUCAUACUCCCACACCGUUCGAAGCGUGUUCAUCCCAAAUUGCGCAGCUAAAACGAGCAGCCAGUCAGAACUGAAGCUUCUUGGAGGAGAUGCAAAACGCCUUCAAAAAAAAACAAAAAACAAGAAAAGCCCACUUGCCUCCUGGGGAAAAAAAGCACCUUUGGGACAACCAUGACCUGGAUGAUUGAAAAUCUCCAUAGACCCGUUACUAUUUCAGAGGGUGCUCUUGAAUCUUUGAUAUCCAAAAUUUUCCUCAUCUGGUACAUAAAACCCCUCUUGAUUUUAGAAUCCAAAGGUUGGUUUUGUUUUUCAGUGUGACCAACUGCCUACCUCAUCCCAGGAGACCCAACUAGUAGCUUCACUCUACGACCGGAUGACGGAACAGACCUAUCCCGAACCCAUCAAGAGUUUUGCGGUAGCAACUCGCCCCGAAGCAGUGUUCCAUGUUGAUAUUCUUGGUGAAGGAAGACCGUCUCUCGUGAAGGCCAACAACCAGCUUGGUAGGAGUUGCCCCAUUCAGCGGUGCCACCACUGGGACAGGCGGGAGAAUCCGGGACGUGCAAUGCACAGGUCGUGGGGCUCACGUAAUCGCUGGAACUGCCGGAUACAGCUUUGGCAAUUUGCCCAUUCCAGGUUAG
Thamnophis sirtalis is the source of this 742-nucleotide messenger RNA. Lineage: Eukaryota; Metazoa; Chordata; Lepidosauria; Squamata; Natricidae. The record is from RefSeq and is a predicted model, not a curated record.